Molecule: messenger RNA, 16296 nt
Organism: Podarcis lilfordi (Lilford's wall lizard)
Lineage: Eukaryota; Metazoa; Chordata; Lepidosauria; Squamata; Lacertidae
Source: the annotation of a GenBank genome assembly
AUGAUGGAGGAGAACGGUGCACACUUCUUCGAAGGGACUGAGAAGCUACUGGAGGUGUGGUUCGCCUGGCAACAGCCCUCGCCGCAGGAGCCGCACCAAACCAAUGGGUCCGGCGAUCUCCGCACCAUCCCCAGGUUAGUUGCUCGCGAGGGGAGAAGGAAGGGAGCCAGAGGGGCCGACCGGAGUGGUGGCGAAAAAGGGGAAGGUCCGCUCUGCUGGAGGGCGGCCGGGCGCGGGAGAGAAGCAACAUGGAUGGGUUAGUGGCGAGAGGAGGGGGGGGAGCGAACAUGCCCGACUGGUGGCGCACAUGCACUGGCAAGAGGACUGCCGCGAUGCCGGCUCCGCUGGGCGGGAAGUGAACGAGGCUGAUGGCCAGCAAAGGGGAAGGGCAUGGCGGCUGCUCCAUUCAGAGCGCAGCUCGAUGUGUGGAUGAGUGUGUGACGGGAAGGAGGGACAGUGCGGGGCUGGCCCGACGGAGAGGGAGGGAUACGGCGGACAUUGAAGUGACGCGCUGAGUUUCGCCGGCUUCUCUGGGCGUUGACGCGCGGAGGGGGGGGGCACGAGAACGAACAACCGCCAACCGCCACCAACGUCCCUGCUCGGCACGCGCGCGGGCCUGGCUUCCAUGCACGGCCGUUGGCGGGCAGGCCUGCGUCCGAGUUCCAAGCAGGCCGCGCAGCCCUAGGAAAAAGUUGGCCGAGUGGAGGAACUUGGUGGUGGUGGGAAGAGCCGGGGUGACCUUGCACGGGCGAAAUGUGACCUUCCGCGCCGGUCCUUUUAAACGACCUUGCUAAAAAGGUGCCUUCGGGAGAGCUUCCGACUUCAGCUCAGUCCGCGUGGUUCCUCUCUUCCCCCGCCCCUGCUCUGAGGUAGCGCGGAGCGAUGCCAUCGCCGCCGCGUGUAGUCGUUGCCGGCCGCCCUAGUAAUGGUCGGGGCGGGCGGCGGUUGGCUGGGCCUUCGGGGAAGAGUGGGAGGCGCAUGAAACCUUAGCCGCGCGCGGGGCCACCGGCAAACCUGCUCGCCCGUGUAUAAGCGGCGUCUACGUCUGAAACGUAUUUCGUGUGCGAACUGGGCACUGCCCGCGGCUGAGAGCACGCAAGCUCGUCAUGGGAGAGUAACGUGACGGCGGGACACGUGUCUAACGCCUCCGCCUCCGAACGCUGCACCGGCGGCCGCCGUUACCCCGGUCUCGCCCCGGCGGGAGGGCGAGCGAGCGAGCAGCCUUGCGUGCCUGUGUCGUCUCCAUUGGCGCCGUGGUUCCAACCUGGCCUCGAUAAUCUCGGACCAAAUUCUGACAGAGCGGGCGCUUGGUUGUCUGUCAGCCCCAGAACUUGGCUUUGUGGAAGAGUUAAUCGAGUCUGUCAGCUACCUGUGAAACGACGCUUUUAGCGGGCCUUACUAAAUGCUGCGGAGCGUUAGCCCUCGCACCGUCUUGUGUUCAGCUUCUGACUGGGGCAGGUCUAGUGUUCUGGGCCACAUAGGGACGUUCCGGCGAGGAGAGCAGUGGCCGGGGCGGCUCUUAUUUGCGCGAUUGGCUUUUCUCCUAUUUGGGCACUGGGGCGGGGAGAGGCCCCUCCUAUCUUUUGAAAAAUGUGGCUGGAACCGAGAUCACACGUGAGGCUUCUGGCUCGCGCCCCAGAUGUGGUGGCCUCUCCUUCCCCAUUGACAAGCUCAGGCCAAUGAGAUUGCAGUAUCAUUUUAAGGGCUGGGCCUGGGCCUGUCAUCCAGUGGGCAUUUCAGGAAUGUGGAGGAAGCGCCAGCUCAGCCAACAGAGUAGUGGGGGGAAGGGCUGAGCCCUGCACAGCCUGAAAUGUACAUGUGCUUGCAUCUUCCUUGCUUUGUGUGUGAAAGGGACAGUUCUCCCUUGACUAGUUUUUAGUAGAACUUUGAAACAUUGGGCUUGUUAAGCAUAGGAACCAGAGUGGGAAUUAAUGACUGACAAGGUUAACUUGCUGAAACAAGACAGAGAAAAGUGAUGGGCAAGGGGAGCCCUGUUCAAAUCAAGUCUUCUGGAUAGCUCACACUUCUAUAAACUGAGCUAUUUGAGAAUUCAAAACACACCUGGACUCCUAUGGCAAAUUAUCUACAUUGUGGUUGCCAAUCUUGUUUGUCAGUGGUAUUAAAAUACGUUUUGGCCCAACAUUGGUGAAACAAUUUUUUGUAGUUUUGGCUAUUGCAUUGAAACAUUUAAUCCUAAAACAAGUUAAUAUCCAAUCUGAUCAACAUGUAGUCUAGAAACAAGUACCUGUAAUAUAGUUGAGGUUAUGAAACUUCCUUUAAGACUUAUACUUUUUAGGAGAUUCUCUAAACCUGGUAUGUUAAAAACAGAUUUUUAAAAACAGUACCUGUUGUUGUUGUCGUAGUAAUAAUAAUAAUAAUAAAUUUUAUUAUUUAUACCCCAGCCAUCUGAGGUUUCACCUAUAACUUGGAUAUAAUAGUACUGGAAACAAAUACAACUUCUUUCCUGUUUUAUGGAAGUCUAGAGGAGCAGGUGCUUGCCCCUCAUAAAGAGGCAUAAAUGAAAAAUGUAAGCACCUACCCAUGCAUAUGAGCAUUUCAAGUGUGUCCCUUUUGUAUAUGAAACACCCCAAAGCUAGGACAGAAUCGACGGCAUGCAAACCUCUUAAUAAACACAUUACAUCCAUCUCCCCCUUGUUUGCAGUGUGUUACCAGUUGGCCAGAAAUCUAAGACCAUGGCAGGUUUCAGAAGUCAAGAAUACUAGUACAGAAACUUAAGUUAAAUCAAGCCAACCAAUAUCUACACAUAUACCUUAAAAUUUCACAUAGUUGACGGGCAGGGGCUGUUGUGGAUCACUAGUGAAGUUUAUGUGUACUAUGAUUCCAGGGGGUUGGACUAGAUGAUCCUUUGGGUCCCUUCCAACUUAAAAUUCUGUACAACAGUGGUACCUUGGUUUAAGAACAGCCCUGUUUAUGAACUAUUCGGUAUACAAACCGGAAGUAGUUACCUCGGUCUAGGAAUGGAAGCCAAAUGGUGGAAGGGCACCGGCGGCGGGAGGGCACAUUAGGGAAUGUGCACCUCGGUCUAAACAUAACCAGGGUUUUACCCUUGGCACUCUCUCCACGUGUGCUCCUCAGCAACAGGUAUUCAGAGGCAUACAGCCUCCAAUACUGGAGGUAGGAUCUAGCCAUUGAUAGCCUUAUCCUCUUAAUUUGUAUAAUCUUCUUUUAAAGCUGUCCUAAGUUAGUGGUCAUCACUACAUCUUAUGAUAGGAAAUCCCAUAAUUUAACUCUCUACAAUGUAAAGUACUUCAUUUUGUCUGUCCAGGAUCUCUUGAUAGUUCUUUGAACUGGCUCUGAUUUUAAGGGAGUGGGAAGGUUGAUGUACAGUAGCAGCCAUCUUGAAACAGUUUUUUUGCUUGAACAAGCUCAAAGUACACCGUAAGCCACCCCCAACCUCUCUCACCACAAGUGCAUAGUAAGAGAAUCCAUACAAGUAACACUGACACAGGCCCCCCUAAGUAGAAUAAUAGAAGCAUAACCACCUGACCCCACCCCACUCACCAUUCCCCCUCCUCCUCUUCCUUUCUUUUUACGUCUUCUUCCUAAUUGUUUUAAACCAAUUCAUGAACCAAAAACUUGUGUACAUUGACCACUUAUAAUGAAACAUAUGUUGUAGAUAUUUUCCCACAUUUAUUAUGCUAUUUUGACAUGACAUGAGAAAACUUGGUAUACUUAUUUGUAUAACAUUAUUCUUGUUUAUAAAACCCACAAUAAUAUAAAUAAAUAAAUAAAUAAAUAAAUAAAACAAGUGCAAAGUACAAGGCAGCAGAGCAGGAUGGACUUAAAUCUGUUGCCACUCUUCUGCACUUGUUUUGUGGAGGAGAAAGCAUCACAUUUUGCUUGAUGCUGUUAUAGAGCAGAUAAUGUUGAUGGCAGGGAGCAGAACCUGUAGUCACCACUUACAGUUCACUUGUCUUGAGCCUGGAGAAGGCUACUGGCUGUGUCUUGGAGCGUUUUGGAAAGCAGCAAGGCUUCUCACUGUUUGCUGAGUCUUCACUUCCUCAGUUGGUGUGAGGGGGAUUUGUGCCUGCAGUUAUGCAACGCUAGAGGUACCGUUGUACCUCGGGUUACAGGUGCUUCAGGUUACAGGUGCUUCAGGUUACGGACUCUACUAACCCAGAAAUAGUACCUCAGGUUAAGAACUUUGCUUCAGGAUGAGAACAGAAAUUGCGCGGCAGCGGGAGGCCCCAUUAGCUAAAGUGGUACCUCAGGUUAAGAACAGUUCAGGUUAAGAAUGGACCUCCAGAACGAAUUAAAUUCUUAACCUGAGGUACCACUGUAUUCCCAACUGCCUGGGAAGUUAGUGUGAUAUCACAGACAAGACCCAUCCUGCAGCUUUGUUAGUCAACCACCAAUAAGUUGUGGACCCCUGAACAUUAUGGUUCUGCUGCAGUCAAAGUUGUUAAAAAGUGUGAGCCACUGACUCCUGCUUCUUAUGGGUGGGUCAUUAUGCAAAGAAGGAACAGAGAGGUUGCAUUAUAAAGGAAGGAAGUGCACCAGCAUGUGCAAUGUGGUCCUCACUAGCAUAAAGUUCUCUCAAUUCCACCUCCUUACUAAGCAAGAAAUAUGGUGACCCCUCAUCCUAUUGCUCCAUCUGUAACUCCAGUGGAGCAGCAUGUUCUCCCCCCCCCCCCCCAGCAUAGCAUUCCCUUACUUUAGAGCUAUUCAUAAGAAAACUGUCCAAAGGAAAGCAGAGCAAUGCAUUUGGACCAGCUUGAUUGCAGGAGUUGCCAGGAGGUGUACAAGACAUCUUAUGAGGACUCCACUCUGGAUUUGUGUAGGAGUUACUCCUUAGAUUUUUCUUUUCCCAUAGAUGUUUUGCAAGGCAGCAGGUGCAGAUUUUUCCUCAGGUUUUAGUCCCGGAGCCUUUUUCAUGGAUGAGUAUAGCUGCAAGGCAGUGGAGGUUUAGGAUCAGUUUCCUUUCUCCAGAUCUUAUUUAGUAAGUGCUGAGCAAAUAAACAGAACUUAAGCUUACUGUCUGCCAAGGCAUAUGUUGGAAGCCAAUAUGUAAAUGGAACUGAUUCCAAAGUGUUAUUGGGAUAUAGAAUGAGGCGUCUCAUAGAACUCAAAAGUUCUGUGUAAGACAAGAAAAUAAAAGGCUUUUCCCUCAAACAUGGCUAUUCAGAAUCCUCCUAGUAUUGACAAAGGUUUGUUACGUUAAAUCAAAACCUAAUUCUUACUGAAAAAAUUGGUACAGUUGCUCAGGCAAAAGUAAACCUCUUUCAUAAUUGUGAUCUAAAACACUACCAGUCUAUGAAUAGUAAGAAAACUGGUAAGGCUAAAAAGAUGUCAUUUGUUCUAAAUACUGCAGUAGCAAACAUGCUAGUAACUGGAAGCCAAAUGCUUGUCCAAACAUUCUGAUAGAAAAAACUAAGUCUAUCAUGCUAUAGGCAGCUAUGACUUAGUUGUGUAGGUUAUGUGCACAUUUGAUGGUGCUUCAGUAUUUUUUUGGUAUUCCAUUAAGUUAUCCUAAGGGUAGGGUUGCCAAACUCUUUGGGACUGGGCACACAUUUGCAAACUGGAGAAACACUCAUUGGUACACAACCAUCUGCUACAUAUAUUUCUAAAACAGUGGUGUAUAUCUGACCACUACAUCAUGUUAAUUACAGCUACUUUUAUUGACACUAUUUUAUUUUGCUUUUGUAUCUCUUCAUUGUACUGUAUACCAUUUGCAUGCAUUCUGUUUUACUUUUAGAGGGAAUGACAUUCAGCCAUGACAAUAAUUAAUAAUUAAGGGAAUAUUGGAAUUGGUGCACUGGACAGUUGUCAUAUUACUUGUGUUUCUGCUUCAUUCUGCCUUGGCACAUCCCCCCCGCCAAAAAAGCAAGCAAAAAUAAAUGUCCAUGAUUGAUAGUUAAUAAGCAGACAUGAGUAGUUUAUUUUCAUGUAGUGCAAAAGAAAUACCUAUGUUUGGUAGGUAGAGGUGUACAUAUUUGUAUAUGAGAAAUAAUCACUUUAAUUAUUUUACAUAGAAAAAUCUCAUUUUAACUCAAAUGUACCUAAGAAAGGCACUUAUUCAGUUCAGAGAUCUCUAGGGAAAACAUUAAUAUUAACCUAGUGGUUGUUCAAGGAAAUAGUUUAAAAUAUAUUUAAGAAGCACCUUAAAAUUAAAUUUUAAAAUGAGCCUUUAAAAGCAAUUUCUUUAGCCACCAUGCCAAAACUUCCAUUUGGUAACACUUUUGUCUAAUUUUUGAGACAAUUUUUCAUACUUCCAGUUUGUGACAAACCUCAUAACUGAAUGAGACUCUGUUUUAGUUCUUUCUGUGUCCCGUCUAUGGUGAUGUUUUCCAGGUUUGCAAAAUGUUUUCAAUGUGCUGUGAAGCAUGGCUUGGACUAUAAAGCCUUGAAAGAUGCACUUGUGUUCACCAGAUGGCAGUGGCAGAAAGCUUGUGGUCCUUCAGAUGUUGCAUUCCAACUUGCAUGAGCCUCAACCAGCAUGGCCAAUGGUCAGGGAUAGUUGAACAACAUCUGGAGGGCAACAGGUUCCUCAUCCAUGCCAUAUAGUGUCACACUGCAGUGUGUGAGGCCAUAGCCAGGCCAGAAACAGGCUCCUAUGCUGAAACCUCAGGCUUUAUUCUGCUUUUGCAGCAUUCCUAUAUUCUAAUUCUAAAGGCAUGUGAUGGCUUGUAAGUGGUAAUACUCAGAUACCAGUAGCUUUGAGUGCCCAAAUACUAAAAUUAACACACAAAUGUUUCACAAAAGAAAAAAUGUUUUGCAACAUGUUGAAUUGCAAUCUACUAUUACUCUUACAUCUGUGGCUUACAUCUAAGCCAUGCUGAGGCUGGUCAUUAUGUUACUACUCAUGUACCGUAUUUUUCGCUCUAUAGGACGCACUUCCCCUUCAAAAAUGAAGGGGAAAUGUGUGUGCGUCCUAUGGAGCGAAGAUGCCAUAGCCCCGCGACCCUCUCCCGGCUGGAGAGGUGACGCGCGGCUAUGGCAGGAACCUCUACAGCCCCGUGUCACCUCUCCAGCCGGGAGAGUGCGUGCGCGGGGCUAAAGCAGCCCCCCACGACCCUCUCCCGGCUGGAGAGGUGACGCGCAGCUAUAGAGGCUCCUGCCAUAACCGCGCAUCACCUCUCCAGCUGGGAGAGCACGCGCGGGGCUAAAGCAGCCCCCCACGACCCUCUCCCAGCUGGAGAGGUGACGCGCAGCUAUAGAGGCUCCUGCCAUAGCCGCGCGUCACCUCUCCAGCCGGGAGAGCGCGCGCGGGGCUAAAGCAGCCCCCCGCGACCCUCUCCCGGCUGGAGAGGUGACGCGCGGCUAUGGCAGGAGCCUCUCCGCUGCGCCUUUCCGCUGCUCCCUGACCUGCUCUUUGGGGCUGGUGGUGGGCUUCCCCCCGCCAGCCCCAAAGAGCAGGUCGAGGAACCUGAAGCCUGGAGAGCGAGAGGGUCAGUGCACACCGACUCCUCUCGCUCUCCAGGCUUCCAAGGUAGCCGCCUGAACGCACCGUAAUGGCACCUUGUUUUAGAGCGGGAAAACAAGAGGGGGAAAGUUCUCCCCCUCUCUGUGCAGCACCUCCUGCUGCUUCACUGAAGGGGCGCUGGGCAGAGAGGGGGGAAAUUUUUUUUUCUUGUUCUCCCCCCUCUAAAACAAAGUGUGUCCUAUUGUCCGGUGCGUCCUAUGGUGCGAAAAAUACGGUAGUUAAACAGAAUCUACAAAUCACUAAGGAAGGAAAAUAAGGCAUUGGACACUACAGCUAUGGACUUGUUUGUACUACCCGUUUAUGACUUGAAAUAGUAAUGUUGUAGUCGUAUUGGAUUUCUGCUUGAAUUAAAAUUUUAAACUUUAUUCUCCCUAACAGGUUUGAGUGGGACAAACUUUUGGAGAAUGUGCAUUGUUUGAUCAUAAGUGUGACAAAAACUGACAAGCAGGAAGCUUAUGUACUCAGGUAAGCUCACAAAGGUUAAACAUAGCUUUUUAGAAACAAUCUUAUCACUAAGGUUCAAAGUUAUGUAUUUGUUUGAUAGGUCUGUUGGCUUUACUAGUCAGGUAAGAUCUUGGUGGUCCAGUAGAAAACUCAAUGAAAACAUGAAUUUGUGUGCUGUGGUUGUAAAUGAGGGAAAAGUCAGUGUUGAGAAAUAUACUUACUAUUUCCAGUCUGUGUACCCACUUAUAGUGUUUUAUGCAGUUCUGAUCACCACAGCUUUUUUUAAUUAAAAAAAACCCUUUAUAGUAUACUCUGCUCUGCUGAUCAUAGACAUCCCUGUACACACGGAGGCAACCCUCUGCCAUCAGUUCCAAAUCUAAAUGCUUGCUUGAAAAAACAAGCACCAACUCAACUCUGCAGCUACCCAAAUGGUCUCCAAUUGGAACAGGUGGAUGAUUCUGAUAAAAUUAUGUUGUGUUUUGGGCUGCAUAUGUACUAUGGUAUAAAUAUUGUGAUAGUCUUUUAUUGCCACCUCUUGGCUACAGAUAGGGUAGAGUUGCUUGGAUACUCAGGGGAGGGGCACCCCAAAACAGCCCCGUUAUGAGUUUUGUUGGAGUGUGUAGCUGUGGAGAAAAGGAGCCUACCCAACUCCCUUUUUGUUACAUUUUCAUGCUAUACUUAUACCGUAUGAGAAGUUCAUCCGAACAUUCUAAGGCUAAGUGCAGUCUUGUGGUGGAGGUUAAGUCAAGAAUACUGAUUUGACCAAAGUCUGAUCAUUAGCUUUGUAGUCAAGUUGAGAUUUGGAUCUGGUCCCAACACUGAAGCCUCUUUACCAUGCUGGUUUUCACCAAUGCAGAAGUCUUAAACUGUUUUGGCAUAAUUAUUCAUUUCAUUGUAAGGGAUGGCAAACUAGAUGAGAUGUUGGAAGAUUGUGAGUGGAUUGUCUGUGGUGUUCUUUCUAAGAGGAAAAUGCAGAGGAAAGUCAGAUCAGAAUGGCAGUACUACAGUGGGUGGUAAUCCUUUUCAACAUGCUUCAAAUUCAGUAUUUCAGAAUUAAAUCCUUUCCCUUUGAAACUAAUAUCUGUCUGAUGGUGGAAAACAUAUAUGCACUUUUUUUUUCACCCUGUGGGGCCAGUUGCAGUUGUGGAAGGGAUGAUCUUAAGUUGGGAAAUGGUAUUGGGUAGGGAAAAGUCCUCCUUCCCCCAGCAGUGCAGCCCUGAUCAGUUGGCUCUGUCUCCCUGCUCUCGGCAAAAAACGUUUGCUGUCAUUUGUGAGAGAUGUGAUAAUGUCUCUUCACAUGGUAUGAACCCAUAGAUAGACCCAUAGAAAGUUUUGUGGUUGCUGUUCAGGAGAAAAUUAGUGUUACUGUCUAAUAUUCUAUAUGCCUACUUCAUCAGCCAUUAGUAACUGUGUUUAAGAUGGUAUAUAAUGCUGUCAUUGUAUUCCUUCCCUGUAUUUAAGACAACCACAAAUCUGCAUAUUGAGGACAUAGACCUUUACUGUUAGAAGCUACCUUCUCUCCCAACAGUGAGGGGAGCAAUUUGUCAGGUCACAAUGUUGAUGCAGGCAAAAGUACUGCAGGAGAGCUGUAGGCUUCUGCCUGAUUCAAAGCCCAUUGUGGAAUGAUACACCCCCAUCCAAUCUUUAGGGAACAUUCCCAGGGAUGUUUCCUAAGAACAGCUUUGAGUGAACCAAAUCAGUUGACAAAUAAAUUGAUUUUCCCAAAGCUACCCAGGCAUUAAAUGUAACACUACCAAUUGUAUUUUGUUUUUCAGUGAGAGUAGCAUGUUUGUCUCCAAGAGACGUUUCAUUUUGAAGACAUGUGGUACCACCCUCUUACUGCAGGCACUGGUUCCCCUGUUAGAGCUUGCUAGAGAGUACUGUGGGUUUGACUCGAUUCAGGUAAGAUACCCAGAAUCUCAUCCUUACGUUAUAGCUGCAUUGAAAGGUAUAUUAAUUUCUUAAGUGUGGUGGUGGUUUACAUAUUUAAGGAAGAGAAGUGUAGAGUGCUAGACCUUGUUUCAGCAUUGUUUCUAUGUUUAAAGCUUCAGCAGACAUCUUAUAGAAAUACAUUGAUUCCUGGAUCCUGCACAAGAAUAUUCUUCAUAUUAAUGUGUUUUUUGGAAUGAAUACAACAUCUCUCACAAACCAAUACCAGCAGGAUGGCAACCCAUAUUGCCUUUACACAUGCAUGUUCCAUAAAGUAACAUUGCCUGUGUUUUUAUGUACAAGCAGAAAAAGCUGUGGGAGAGCCAGGUCAAAUUCACCUUCUGGUCAAAUGCACGACAAAAAGUUGUUCUGGUUUGGUCAAAGAUAGUGCAUGAUGUUCUUAUCCAUCAGUAUACCAUAUGGAUGCCCUGUAGUGUACCCUUCAGUUAAACAUGGCUUGCUGGAACAUGCACAGUUCACAACUGUACAACAGAUCUAUUCUACCCAGUCCCUUGCUUCAAAAGUUAACUUUACUUCUGUGUGAUCUUAAUCUACAAGUUCUACUAAGGUUCCUGAGCACUAUUGUCUGCAUGGCCUCUUUUAAAGACUAUUUAAGCAGUUGGAAAUAAUGUACUCAUGAAAGUAUUUUUCUGUAUUUACAAGAAUAGUGUGUGGCACAAUAUCGCCUUGUUGUGUGGCCAAGCCACCGUAAUGAAUACAGCAUGUAAUAUGUUUCCUUAUCCUUACCCUAUCCCUGCCUGGCACUGGGCCUUGAAUUGUAGUCACAGCAUGUAAAGAGCACUCUAGGGAGAGGCUCUAGAAACACUCCUCUUGACAUCCUGAUGGUCAUUUUCUCUCACUGCACCUUGGAAAUUGGCAAGCAUAUUGGUAGUGCUUUCCAAAAUAAUCACUUUGUUAAUGUACACAUCAAAGUGCACUGUAACAUACUAAAGCUAUUUCAAUUUAUAUGUGCUUAUGGGAUCUCUGAAUAGCACUAAUCCACAUUGAGAGGAAGCAAUACAUAUUAAGAUAGUGUUCUUGGCUAGCAAAUCAAUUCAUUGUAUCUUGUUUGGGGUAGACAUUUGUGUAAGCCUAGGAUUUCCAAGCUGCAUAAUAGUAAAGUAGAUUGAUGGUGUAUCAAAGCAGCAAAACCAAAUGUUGGUAGCUAAACAGGUAAAACUUUGAAAGGCAUUGGUGGGCUACUGAAAUUAAUACCCAAUACUGACAAUCAAGGUCAUGGCUUCUGUGAGCCCUUAUCAUUGGACUCUCCUUUAUUUGACUCAGUGAAGGGAAUAGCUUGGUGUAACAAAAGUGUUACCAGUUCUUCUGGUGACCCCCAACCCCUGCAUUAUCUAUAUGCAGUUGCCAAUCUGUAUUUUAAAGACACCACUUAAAAUCUUUCCAGAUCAUUCUUAUGUAUUAUAUGUGACAAAACUGAUGUCAUGUUUUGUUUUUGCAGAGUAGUGCAUUCAUCUUUGAGUUGACAAUAGAUUAAAUUGUAGACAAGAAGGAAAGGCCUUGAGCAGAAGCAUGUGUUUAAAUAAUUUCCUUUUGAUCCUAAUGGAACUUUUAAGAAAAGCUGCAUAUUUAAUUUCACCCCUCUUAUUCUUUAGAGCUUCUUUUAUUCACGCAAGAAUUUCAUGAAGCCUUCCCAUCAAGAGUACCCACAUAGGAAUUUCCAGGAAGAAGUAGAGUUCCUUAAUGAAAUAUUUCCAAGUAAGUGAAUGUGUAUUUUUAAUGGGAUGCUUGUAAAUAAUAAACAACUGUCCAAGAGGCUUAUGCGCAGUGGGUUGUUGAAACUAGCAUGUAAACCAAUAUAAAAGCACUAUCAUGCUAAAAAUGCAGCUUUGCCUUGAUUAGAAGUGAUAGUCUGAGUUGACCAAAAGAUGUCAAGAACUGACUCUUACAUUAUCUACUCUUAUGUAGACUUUCACACCUAGUCAGAAUUAUGGUAUGAUAAAUGUAAUAGGUUUAUACAGUGCACACAGUUUGAUGGAUGUCCGAUAUUUUUAUGUGUAUCCUUGGGUGAUAAUACCCCCUUGUCUUCUGUUGACCGUAAGUUCAGAAAAAGGGUAAAAAGAAAACAGUUGCAUGGACAAAGAGCUAUGUAGUUCUAGCAAAUCUAGUAGAUUGCUUGGCAGUGAAACAUGGCUGUGUCUCUUUUGCAAUCACAUGGACAACCAAUGCCUAUAAUAAGUAGUCAGAGCUUAGGAGCUCUGUAAGAAAAGCACAGCAACAAAUCUCCAGUGCCAACUAGUAAUAUACUAAUUUUUUUAAUUAUUUUUUUUUGCUGCAAGUCAGUGAUGUGGGGUUUCAUGCAUACAUUGGAAAAUUUUCUGAUGCCACAGAGUGAUCUAAUUUAGCAUGUUUAUUUUAAUAAAUGAAAUAAAAACAUUGAAACUCAAUCUUGCCUAAUACUGGAAUAGGCAUCCUUUUUGUUGUUGUUAAUAAUGAACUUACAAAAUGGAAAUAUUUACAGGGGUUGGGGAAUCAGUUUGCAGUACUAGUUUUCUACCCCCACAUUACUGCUACAAACUGAUGUAUGGCGUGAAUUACUCUCAUGAUAUUAUGGAGACACUAAUUAGACAAUGGAAUUAAUUUUUAGCUGUACUAAACAUUAUGUUUCAAAACAAAGAUGAUAGUCCUUGUUUCUAAGCUCUAUUCCUGGUCUUGUUUGCUUUUUACAGAUGGAGCAGCUUAUUGCAUGGGUCGUAUGAACUCUGACUGCUGGUAGGUUUACUUUGAAUUAUUACUUUAUAAUCUUGAGCAGUACAAAUUUGACUUUUAUGUGCUAUAUAUUAUCUUCUCUGAUUCUCCGCCCCCUGUAAACAGGUACUUGUACACUCUGGAUUUUCCAGAGAGUCGGGUCAUCAAUCAGCCAGAUCAAACACUGGAAAUUCUGAUGAGCGAGCUCGAUCCAGUAGUUAUGGACCAGUUCUACAUGAAAGAUGGUGUUACCGCAAAUGAUGUCACUCGUGUAAGUGUGAAUUGUCUACUGUGAAUGAGAAGAACAGAGACUAAUACAGUUCCUAAUAUGUAGGACUGUCCUCACCAGCCCCUCACUUGUAAAGUCGUUAGGCAAAUCCUUUCCUGAUUGCCAGCUAAUUUGUCUGUAAAAUAGGAAUAUUACUUAAAAGGUUUUAAAUGCAGGGAGUAGAAAAGUUUUCCCACAAUGAAAACAUGUUAGGCAAGCUUUUAGUUUUAACUAAAUUUAAGCACAAGUUAUCGUAGUCACUGUAAAAAACAUUGACUUGUUUUAGGGUUGCCUAGUCAACAAUAGAACAUUCACUACAUCUCUCAUCCAUAUCUCAAUGAAGACACCAUUUGAACAGCUUAAAACACACAUAGUGAAAUGCAUGCAUCUGGAAUAGUAUUCUCAGCUACUUAACUGGCUUCUCCAGUUAAAACUAAUACGGUAAAUUAACAGCCAGACAUCUAAAGCCUUGAACUUAUUUGAGAGAGGAAGAGAGGCACCAUGGGUGAAAAGAACUGAUUCAUCAGACGUACAUUAAUCGGUUGAAGCAGUAGUCUACACCGAAGAUUAAAUAUGAGCACACAUUUUAAGAAGACUUUCUGUUUAUAUGACUAGUUUUAAUUUAUCUUUUUAAUUUUUAUGUACACUGCUUAGAAAUGUCAGCUACAUAAAUAGCUUAAAUAAACAAACACUUUCUUGGCUUUAGGUGAGUGGAAUUCGUGACCUGAUAACAGGUUCUGUCAUUGAUGCUACAAUGUUCAAUCCUUGUGGAUAUUCAAUGAAUGGGAUGAAAACAGAUGUGAGUGCCAUAUUUUUUUAUACUUUGCAAUGAGAAUUCACUUAUAAACUGAUGCCAUGUUGAGAUUUCUAACUUGGUUCCUUUAUUUUCUUCUAGGGAACUUAUUGGACUAUUCACAUCACUCCAGAACCAGAGUUCUCAUACGUUAGUUUUGAAACCAACAUAAGUCAGACAUCCUAUGAUGACUUAAUUAGGAAGGUCAUAGACAUUUUUAAGCCAGGAAAAUUUGUGACAACCCUCUUUGUUAAUCAGGUACAAACAUUUGUAUUACUUUCAGUAGGCUAGUUUUGGCAGCCAGAUAAUCCCAAAUGAUCCAGCUAUCCACAAGCAUUACAGAAGUAAUUGUAUUUGUAAUCCAGAAAAUGUUUACCUAGUCAGUCUAUUACAGCAAAACCAGUUUUGUGGCAUCUUACAGCAUUUUAUUUUUAUUAUUGCAUAAACCACAAUAAAUUGGGAAUGCCAUAAACGGCACAUAAAAGGCUACUUCCACACAAUCAACUUUACUGUUUCCACUACCAUUGCCAUUCAGUGUUCCCGUCCCCCAAUGGCCAUAGUUUUUGCAUCUUUGUUUUGUUUCUUCAGAAAACACAAAUACACUGAUUUAAAAAGAAAGAAAGAAAUGAAUAACAGGUGUAUUCCGCUUGCAAAAAGGAGACAAAAUAUGGUUUUGUAAUGUUGAUGGUCAAGAGAAACAGGACAGCAGCUACUUUAAACCACACCAAAUGUUAGAGGACCCUAACUGAUUUGAAGGCUAUAAUCCAAAGCAUGUUUUCCAGAUUCAAAUUGAACUUAUAAGUUGUAAACAUUCAUGCUUUUGCAGAGAGAACUGUAGAUUUUUAUGGGGCCACCACUUGAUUGCAGAAGAGGAAGGCCUUGAGUGUUUCAGUGUCCUCCUGUGAAAAAGAACUACUGUAUAGACUGAACAGUGUAUUGUGAUCUAAAGCUAACAUGUCUAACACCUCAAUCAUGCCUCAAUAUGUAUGCCUCAAUUGCACUAUGGCCAGGCAUCCUUUGCUCCUUCUUCGCAGCCAGGGCUCUGCUGUGGGAGGGAGCGAGCUGCGCCUCUGCUUUUGCCGUACCGUGAGUUCCAGAGCACACUUCUCUUGCUUUGCUCUGCUAAGGAAGCUGCUCUCGGCUGGGUGGCCCUUGCUGGGUGCUGCAGGGCCACACUCGUGUGAUGGAGAGAGGGUGCAGCGGUCCCCCUUGGGAGCAAAGGAAAGUGGGGCAUGGGGGUGCCAAUGUUUCACAUUCAGGACAAGGCUGGAUAAAAGGAGAGCGCCUUUCCUUCCUCCUCCAUACAGACCGGCCUGUGGCUUAAUCAGCUGUAGUCUCCGUUUGGGCAAUACGUGGAAGAAGGCGAUGGGUGGAAGAAGGCGAUUGAAUCGACCGUGAAUCCGUGCUAAGGAAAGAGAGGGUGUUUUCCUGGCCACCAACAACGCCUUACCCCUCGCCCCUAAAGCGAAGAAGUUGAAGAAUGACAAUGGGAGUGUGUGGUAGAUCACUGCCCGUUUUAUUUACUGGAUAGUAGAUCACAGCCUACUUGAAGUUGGACAUGCCUGAUCUAAGGGAAAGGAUAGGGGAAGUAAGCUAUUCUUCAAGCAAGCCUUUGAAGACUAAACAAUACAAUACAUUUUACUGGAUUGCAUUUUCAUUUGUGUUAUGCAAAUAGUCUAGAAUAAAAGAUCCAAUCAUAGAAGAUUUAGCACAUCAAGAUAAACUAAGAGAUAAAAUUAUGUAAUGAACUAGCCAUUCCUAGUUUGUUGAUCCCUAGUCCUAAAUAUCAUCUACAUAUGAAUUCCAACUUAAUAUCUUUACAUUAUUAAUUUGCUUACUAAUUCAUUAGUUGCAAGUAAAUCAUUCCCUUUUUAACUUACCUCAUCUUCCUGCUUUUGUGCAUAAUAAAUCUCUUUGGAGUUACAACAGCCAAGGGAUUGUAAAAUGUCUGCCCCCUUCAAACUCAUGCGCACACAUUUUCUCUGUACUUACAAUAAAUUAUGCCUACUCAAAAGGUGUGUCAUGUCACCCAACUCUUAAAUGGAGCUCUGGCCCAUUAUAGUUUAUGCCAUAAUUUAUUUUUUAAGGUGGCACAAGGCUCUUGGUGAAGGGACGCGGGUGGCGCUGUGGGUUAAACCACAGAGCCUAGGACUUGCCAAUCAGAAGGUCGGCGGUUCGAAUCCCAGUGACAGGGUGAGCUCCUGUUGCGCGGUCCCAGCUCCUGCGAACCUAGCAGUUUGAAAGCACGUCAAAGUGCAAGUAGAUAGAUAGGUACCGCUCCGACGGAAAGGUAAAUGGCAUUUCCGUGCGUUCCUCUGGUUCGCCAGAAGCGGCUUAGUCAUGCUGGCCACAUGGCCCGGAAGCUGUAAGUCGGCUCCCUUGGCCAAUAAAGUGAGAUGAGCGCUGCAACCCCAGUGUCGGUCACGACUGGACCUAAUGGUCAGGGGUCCCUUUACCUUUACCUAAGGCUCUUGGUUACAACAUACAAAUGUGGUUACCCCUCUUAAUUUGUUAGUAUUGAAUAUUCUACCAUCAAGAUUCGUGUAUCUGAAGAAUAUCUUUUUCUUUUUCUAUUAGAGUUCAAAAUGUCGCACAGUGUUUUCUUCAGCCCAGAAGAUUGAAGGUUUUAAGCGCCUAGAUCGCCAGAUUGCUCAGUUUAAUGACUACAACUUCGUGUUUACCAGUUUUGCCAAGAAUAAACAGCAGAGUUGA